AUGACCGUCAAUCGAGACCGUGGCGCUCUUGUCGUCGUCGAUAUGGGGCAUGGUUUGACCCCAUAUCGACGACAGUGGCAUGUGCGGACCCAUAUCUGGCACAUUUUACGGUGGAAUAUUGCAGCGGUGGCUACCACAUUUCUUUACAAAAUAGUGUCAUUUAUACCGAUGGCCAUCCAACAACUACUGCCCCUUGCCGUUGUCUUGAUCAUGGCCUUUAUAAGUUCAAAUGCUUUACCAGAGCCGAAUCUUGGGACACCAGUGGAAACACAAGAAGGCUUUCCUGGUCACGUAGCUCUGAGGCCAGACUACGCUGUAUGGAAUAUUGUGAAGAUGUUACGGAAUUUUAUGGAUUCUAAUGCAGAUCGACCAGUUCGCAGAGAUAGUGAGUAG
This is a messenger RNA of Haemonchus placei, 393 nucleotides long. The record is from the annotation of a GenBank genome assembly. Lineage: Eukaryota; Metazoa; Nematoda; Chromadorea; Rhabditida; Trichostrongylidae.